AUGGUGAGAUCUAAAGAUAUCUCUGGUGAUUAUAGCAACCCAACACCAACAGAAAUCGACGAUCAAUAUCAUUACAAUAAUAACAAUAAUAAUAAUAACAAUAACAAUAAUAAAAUUGGUAAUAUUGGUGAUAGUUAUAAUCAAAGCAAUAAUAGUAAUAAUAAUAAUAAUAAUAAUAGUAAUAUGAAUAAUAGUAAUAUGAAUAAUAGUUAUAUUAAUAAUAAUAAUGAUAAUUCAUAUUUAGAUUUAAUAAAUUUAAUAAAUAAUAAAAAUAAUAAUAAUUAUGAAACUAUUAGAUUAGUUAUAACCAUCAUACCAUGGGUAAACGAGCCACAGGAAAUAUUUAUUAAAAAUCUUAAUAUGGAGAUUGGCGAUAUAGUUGUAUUUUCUAAAGAAAAAGGAAAUGAUAUCAAAAUUAGAAAUUUAACAAAUUAUAGUCUUUAUAAACUUAUUACACAAAGAAAGAAAUUAUUACUAUCAAACGAUCAAACAAUUAAAACUUAUAAUUUAUUGGAUGGUCAAAAGUUAAAUUUAAUCCCAAUCAAUAAUAAAGAAAAUCAAUCACAAGAGCAAUUACCAAGAUGGUUUUAUAAAGUUAUUGUUCCAUCAAAUGAGUUGGAAGGAAUUUUAAGGGAUUUAAACUCGCAUUUAGACCCUGACAGAGAAUUUUUAGAUUCAAAUAAAAAAAAGAAACUCUAUGAUCCAUUUCAUGCACUAUCCUCAAGAAACGCUGUUAAUAUUCACGAUAUUAUUCAAAAUAUUAAAUCAAAUAAACUAUUAACCAUCGAUAGUCCAAAAAGAACAAUUUCGAAUAGUAACAACAGUAAUCAUAGUAGUUAUUCAGAUCCAUCACCUAUUUUUAAUCAAAUGCAUCAUAAUAAUAAUAAUAAUAGUAAUAAUAGUAAUAUAUCAUCACCCAAAUCAGUAUCACCGUCAUCAGCAACUCAAUGGAAUUAUACUAUACCAAGCUCAAUGGAGUCACCAAUACAUAAUCAUAAUUGGUAUCAAGCAAGAAGAGUAUAUGAUGUGGUUUUAAAAAUCGAGUCCGAAUUUCCAUAUGUUUUAGAUAAUAGAACUAUAGAUUCAAGUGUGCAACCUGAGGAUAAAUGGGAGGCUAGGGUUAAUUCAUCUGACGAAACUUUUAUUAAGACCCUCUCAAUGCAAGACAGUAUUGGUUCUGAAUUAUCAAAGCAGGAGUAUAUAGACUUUUCAUUAAGAUUUGAAAACAGAACCUGUUUAUUAUUGGGUAUUGAUUAUAGCUUCAUAGUCUGGAUUGAUCCUAUUCAAACAUUCUUUACCAUAUCAUGUAGCUCCAAUACAACUAUAAGAGAUGCUGUAUAUACAAUUCUUCAAUAUUUAUUCCCAUCAUCUACAAACAACUCCAGUACUACCAAAGAAUUGGAAACCUUUAUGACUAUGGUUCCAUAUUAUGCUUUAUAUUUGCAAGACUCAUCCACAAAUAAGCUAUUAGCAUUACAGCAUAAGCAGCUUUUAAUCAAUUGUAAUUAUAAACCAACGGAUUCAAUAUUUGUAUUUAAAAAGAAAAAGAACCUACUAUCAAAAUCUAGUGACACCCCAGUUAAAAAUAUUGACCUUUCAAAUCAUACUCCACCACAUAUAUUGGACGAAGAUGAAGGCUACAAUUUAACAGUACUUUUCCCAACCAAAUUAACAUAUCGUCAAUUUCAUUUUAUACCCACUAGAACUGUAAAUGAAACUAUUAAAACAAUUUUAGAUUCUGUAACACCACACCCAAUCAAUCCUCAUCAACAACAGCAACAACAACAGCAACAACAAUACCAACCAUUAGCAACAACAUUAUUGGUAUCAUCAUUAUCAUCUACCUUAACAACCUCAUCAACUGUGUCAUCAUUAACAUCAACUGUUGAAUUUGUUUCGGAACAAACCAAUAAUUUAGAUCUUAACAAUACUUUAGAUUUUGAAAACCUAGGCUUUGAAUAUAUACAAGAAAAUAAUAACCCGCAUAGCUAUUCAAAGUCACCUGUAUCAUCACCACCAAAAUUCUAUCCAAACUCUCCAUUAAACACCCAAAAAAAUAAACCACAACAAAAACUAAAGCUAUCAAGCACCGCCAUAUUAAAUAAUAAUACAACAAAUACAAAUAAUAACUAUAUUUUUGAAAAUCAAAAUGAAGCUCAAAAAUAUUGUUUAUAUUUCCAGAAAAAUGGUUCGGGUGUUUGGAUGGAAGGUAAUAGAACAUUAAUAUCAUAUAAUUUACCAAACGAGACUGUCGUCGAAUUUAAACCACAACCAACAAUUUGUAAAAUCUCAUUAAUUGAAGGUAUUCAGCAUACAAUUAAACUUUAUUGCAAAUCACAAAUUUAUACAAUCGUCUAUGGCAAGUUUACAACUAUACCAGAAUUAGAAGAUUUAAUUAGCAGAAAUAUUGAUUCAUUAACAAAGAGGGAAUCAGAUUCAUUUGGGUUAUUUUUAAUUAAAGGAGAAGGAUCACAAAAUAGACGAUUGGAAAUAUGUUUAUCAUCACAUAUUGGUUUUGACGAAAUUACAUUUGACAUAACAUCCAAUGACUAUUUAGAAUUUAAAGAAUCCCACGAGACCAAUAUUGGUAAUGCAGCAGCAUUGGCAUUCGCUUCAAUGAAAGAUCCACCUCUUAUUCCUGGCGAAGUUUUAAUAAUUCGAAAGGAAGGUCAAAGAAUUUUACAAUCUAAUCAACAUAAAAAAGGUAUUUUUAUGUUAACAAACUUCCGUUUAAUUUACCACGCUACAAAUAGAUCAUCAUAUGUAGACCUCACAAAAGAAGACUGUGAUAUUCCAAUUACAACAAUCUUAAAAGUUAGAAAUGGUAAAGAUAACUGCACUAUCGAAAUUCAAUGUAAAAACUUUAAAGUAGUGACACUCCAUUGUUCAGACCCUGUUAUUUGGCACACACUAAAAUCUCAAAUUUUACAAAAUACAGCAAUUACAAAAACCUUUGCAUUUAAGAAUUUUGAAAUUUAUGAUAAAUCAAUUGAUGUAAUUUAUAAUAUUUUUGAAGAAUUUGAAAGAUUAGAAUUUCCUAAAGAUAAAUGGAGAAUUACACAUUGCAACUUUGAUUAUAGUCUAUGUCCUACAUAUCCAUCAAUGUUUAUUGUACCAGCAGAGGUAUCAGAUGAACAAUUAAAAAAAGUAGCACAGUUUAGAGAAAAAGGAAGGGUACCAGCUAUUUGUUGGAUACAUAAGAAUCAUAAUUCAACCAUUACAAGAUGUAGUCAACCAAGAGUUGGUUUGGCGCGUGCAAGAUCAAUGGAAGAUGAAGAAUACUUGAAUAUUAUUACCAAAUCAAAUUCAAACUCAUCCACACUAUACGUUAUGGACUCUAGGCCAAUGGCAAAUGCAAAAGCAAAUACACUAUUAGGCAAAGGUCAUGAAAAUACAAGUCUCUAUCAAAAUAUGGAACUUCAAUUCCUUGGUAUUGGUAAUAUUCAUGUAAUGAGAGAUAGUUAUAAAAAGCUCUAUUUAUUAAUUCAAAAUCCAGAAUCGUCCAAUUGGUUUUCGCAAAUAGAAAAUACCCAAUGGUUGGAGCAUAUUUACCAAUUAAUCAACUCAUCCAAUAUGGUGGUCGAGCUAGUAGAUAAAAAUGGUUCAUCAGUACUUACUCAUUGUUCCGAUGGUUGGGAUCGUACCAGUCAACUUGUAGCUUUAUCUCAAUUAUUACUAGAUCCAUACUAUAGAACCAUUAAAGGUUUCGAAAUUCUUAUCGAAAAGGAAUGGCUAUCAUUUGGCCAUCUCUUUACAACACGUAGCGGUCAUAUCAUUACUGAACAUGGUGAUGAUGAUUUCUCCCCAAUCUUUUUAAUGUUUAUCGAUGCGGUUUGGCAACUUACAUGUCUUUUACCAACAACAUUCCAAUUUAACGAGAAAUUCCUUAUCAAGAUUCUAGACUCUGUUUACGAUUGCCGUUAUAAAACCUUUUUGUUCAAUAAUGAAAGAGAAAGGCUAUCGUAUGUCCAAAAAAGUCAAUCUACUGGUGGUUUAGUAUCUCUUUGGAGUGUUAUUAAUUCCAAUAUCGAACAAUAUGUAAACACAUUUUUCAUCCCAGAUCCAAAACCAAUUUACGAAAACUUUUUUAUUGGUGAUAUACAAUUUUGGUCAAAUUACUACAUGAGAUGGAACGAAAAAUAUAAAUCAAAACCUCAAAUCGAUUUAAAUAUUAUAAAACAAAUAGAAAAAAUAUUAUUAUUACAACAACACCAACAAUAUCAAGAUAAUGAUAUGGUCAAUAAUAACAAAAUUAAUAACAACAAUAAUGAAAUUAACUAUGAAUAA
Molecule: messenger RNA, 4287 nt
Organism: Dictyostelium purpureum
Lineage: Eukaryota; Evosea; Eumycetozoa; Dictyosteliales; Dictyosteliaceae
Exons: 3
Coding region: 1-4287 (1428 amino acids)
Biological process (GO): dephosphorylation
Molecular function (GO): phosphatase activity
Source: RefSeq, a predicted model, not a curated record